Molecule: messenger RNA, 714 nt
Organism: Adineta ricciae
Lineage: Eukaryota; Metazoa; Rotifera; Eurotatoria; Adinetida; Adinetidae
Source: the annotation of a GenBank genome assembly
AUGUCGUCGAAUCAAAUACGUACAAGAGAUAUGAAUUUUGGCAUCAAUCGUAACAAUAGUGUUGGCAUUGUAGCUGCUAAAAAUACUGAUAUCGAGAUAGCCGUGGGUAAUCCACGAAAUACAACUACUCGAGUAGAUGUCAAUAAGAACUAUUCAUCGAGAUACAAUCAUGCAGUGAAACAAUGUAAUUAUUUCCGUCAAAAUGGCCAAGCUACCAAAAGGAAUAUGCGUGGUGGUGAUUUUUUCUUACGAACAAAACUGGCAAUAUUUCUUAUACUUGUCAGUAUUGUUUUUGCUGGUUUAAGUGUUCGGUGGAAGUAUUUUGUGCCUAUACCAUUGGUAAUUUCAAUAGUCUACAUGGUCUUAUCAAUUUUAAACUUACAUAUCGGUCGAACAAAUGGAAAUCUCUUUACACUAGAAAUGAUACCUGUAACCGAAGGCAGUUUAACUCUAACAAAUGAAUUUUAUAAAAUACCGGUUCAUGGACGUAUACAAAAUCAAUUCGUACUUGGAAUAAUACAAAACAACUCAGCACUCAUUGCUCAACUACAAUCAGAACAUCGUAAUUCGAUCGAAAUUGAACUGAUGUUCUACACACCUACAUAUUACAGCUACACAAAAUAUGUCGCCAAAGCUUUGGGAUACUUUUUUCUCUUUUUAGUUUUAUUUGUUGUCGCGAUUUUCUGUGUUGUUACAAAAAUAGAUAAUUCUUGA